AUGCUCCUUGAUGUCAAAAACAUACUUGGGUUACCUGUGGAGGGUGAUGCUGUUGUAGAGCAAAGCGAUGUUGCGUCUUUGAAGGUUCACUUUCAGAACUUUUGGGGCGUAGGAGCAGAUAAAAUUGCUGCCAAGCCGACAUCCAUUUGGGAUAACGGGACGAUGUCAUGUCAGGCCAUAUGUGACAGAUGCCUGGCACAGAAAGGAGACACUGAUAUCCAGGUGCAGGGUUUCUUGUUGUUAGUUCUUGGCAGCACUAUUUUUGUCGAUAAGAGUGGUAGUCGUUUUCCUCCUUCUUGCAUCUUAGAGGUGAAGAAGAAGGAUGUUCAGCUUUCUCAUUAUUCAUGGAGUUCAGCUACACUUACUUAUUUGUAUCGGCAAUUAGGCGUUACCUCAUGGAUAGGUUGCAGACAGAUUGCCGGGUGUUUGACAUUGUUACAGUCUUGGAUUUACGAGGAGCAGAUUGCAAUUCAGCAAGAUAAAGGAGGAUUUAUAAUUCUUGAAGGAAGCGAUCGUACUACAACCAUAAUAACCUCUGAUGUCCAUUCUCCAGCGUUAAAUAGCAUUACUUUUGCUUUGUACAUUGACAACUUUGUAGCUAGAGGUGUCACCUUUAAGGAUAUCAAGAUACACUAUGGGAUGAUAAUGGUUGUCAUUAUUUCAAGUCUUGCUACAUUGAAGGAGCCAUUGAUUUUAUAUGGGGUUAUGGUCAACCUGUAUAUGAGACUAGCAGUAUAUACCUAUUAUACCAUGAGUUUAGAGUCAUUUUGGAAACGUGCCGGGAAGUCACAAAAGUCUUCAACUUGUUCUUCACCUAGUUCAAGGGAUCCUCCAAUAGAAGAACAUGUGUCUCCUAAUGAUGAUGAGGUUCCUAUUGCUGCAACAAUUCCACCACCUGAGAACACAGGUCCAAGUGUUCCAAAUACUACUGUUGACUCCGAUGAUACUCGCAUUUAUGAUGUUGAUCUUCUUCCACAUGACCCUGGAAAAAGAAUUCCAAUUAUGGAGUAUCCUCCUAAUGAUCGAGAUGCCGUAAGGAGAGGCUAUAUUACAAAGAAACGUUGUGAUCCACGCACACAUAAUUUUCCUCAAAGAAAAGUUGGAGGGGGAUUUAGAGGAUGGAAUAAGACUGGUAGAUUUGAUGUUCAUGUGGGUGGUAUUGGUAGUUUCCAUAAUCAGGCUAAUGAGAAAUAUAGUAUGUUUAUCAACCCAAAGACAUCAGUUGCUGAAUCUCUUUGCACUUAUUCUAAGGAAGCUAAACUACAAUACAAAUCUCGCUUGACUUAUUCAUUGAAAUGUAUUAGAUUUCUUUUAAAUCAAGGUUUAGCUUGUCGUGGGCAUAAUGAAAGUGAUGAAUCUUGGAAUAGGGGUAAUUUUCUUGCACUCUUAACAUGGUUUUCAGAAAAUAAUAGUGAGGUAGCAAAGGUUGUUCUAGGUAAUGCCCUGGGAAAUAAUCGAAUGACUAGUCCUUCAAUUCAAAAAGAACUUAUUAAUUGUUGUGCCAAAGAAACCACUAGACUUCUUAUUGAUGAUAUUGGGGAUGACUAUUUUGGAAUAAUGGCUGGUGAAUCAAGUGAUGUAUCUCAAAAGGAACAAAUGGCCCUUUGCUUGCGUUAUGUCAAUAAUAAAGGGAAGAUAAAUGAGAGGUUUCUUGGAAUUGUACAUGUUAAGGAUACUACUGCUUUGUCACUAAAGAGUGCAAUUGAGUCUUUGCUUAUGGAAUAUUCAUUGAGUUUGUCUAGAGUUCGUGGACAAGGUUAUGACGGUGCUAGUAAUAUGAGGGGGGAGAUAAAUGGUCUCAAGACUUUGAUCAUGAAUGAAACAAAACAAGCCUAUUAUAUUCAUUGUUUUGCUCACCAACUUCAAUUAACCCUUGUUGCUGUUGCUAAGGAUAAUGAUGAUUGUAUUUGGUUGUUUGAUCAACUUGCUAUUUUGUUGAAUAUUAUUGGUGUUUCUUGUAAGCGAAGUGAAAUGAUAAGAGAAAUACAAUCUCAACAUAUUCUACAAGCAUUAGAACUAGGAGAAAUUGAAAGUGGGCAAGGUUUAAACCAAGAACAUGGCUUAGGUAGGCCUGGUGAUACUAGGUGGGGAUCACAUUACAAAACUGUUUCAAAUGUUACCGCAUUUUAUGCUACUAUUGUUAAAGUUCUUGAGAAGAUUGGAUCAAAUAAGAUUUAUAAGGAUGAUCGCGUGAAGGCUAUCACUGUCAUGUCUACAUUUGAAUCAUUUGAAUUUGUAUUUAUGAUACAUUUGAUGUCCGAAAUAUUUGGGAUUACUGAUAAAUUGUGUCAAGCUCUGCAAAAGGGGGACCAAGAUAUUGUUAAUGCCAUGACAUAUGUUAAAUUGACUAAGGAGGGAUUACAACAAAUGAGGGUCCAUGGGUGGGAAGACUUUUUACAUCUUGUGGUUUGUUUUUGUGUUAAACAUGAUGUAGAAGUUCCUACUAUGGAUGAUAUGUAUGUUCCUCAUGGAAGGUCAAGACGCUUCUUUGCCAAAGUUUCAAAUCUUCAUCGAUUUCGGGUAGAAAUGUUUAUAAGUGUCAUUGAUUUACAACUCCAAGAGCUCAAUAGUAGAUUUGAUGAAUAA
Molecule: messenger RNA, 2586 nt
Organism: Chenopodium quinoa (quinoa)
Lineage: Eukaryota; Viridiplantae; Streptophyta; Magnoliopsida; Caryophyllales; Amaranthaceae
Product: zinc finger MYM-type protein 1-like
Exons: 5
Coding region: 1-2586 (861 amino acids)
Source: RefSeq, a predicted model, not a curated record